Messenger RNA from Cutaneotrichosporon oleaginosum, 1056 nucleotides. RefSeq lists its product as uncharacterized. The record is from RefSeq and is a predicted model, not a curated record. NCBI's taxonomy places the organism in Eukaryota, Fungi, Basidiomycota, Tremellomycetes, Trichosporonales, Trichosporonaceae.
CUUCCAUCUUCAACUCGACCAUGGACAUCGAUCCGGGCUUUCUUGCUGUGUUUGUGGGCAGCCAGCUCACCACCGUGGCGCUCGGCACGCCCUUCGCCGGCGCCAUGACCCGUCUCCGUGCCAACUGGGCUCCGCUCAAGGGCAAAGGCAAGGGCGCGGAGCUCGGCGGCAUUAUUGGUGCGCUUCAGCGGACGUGGGACGUUGAGGGCGUGUGGGGCAUGUUCAAGGGCGCGUAUGCCUCGACUAUUGCAUCGCUCACUGUCUCUCUCGGCUCGGCUCUCAUCUACCUCACCAACCCGUUCCCUGGCGACCCCAACGCCGGUUUUGUCAACAAUCUUAUCGCCAGCCUUGAUCUGUCGCCAAACGCGGCGGUCCUUGCCGGCGUCACUGCUUCCCUGGCAAUUGGCAUCUCGCUCAUCCCGUUCUCGGUCCUCACGUCGCGCUCGGUCGUCACUCCCCUCCGCCUCCCCUUCUCCACUCGCGCUCUCCGCGGCCUCACCUCGGAGCGCGAGCGCGCCGAGCCCUGGCGUCUGUGGACCAUCCCCGGCCUCAUCGCCAACUACACCCUGCAGACUGUCUUGCCCAUCACCGUGACCACUGUCACCCUCCCACUGCUCUAUGGCGUCGCAGCCGCUUCCUCCCCGCAGAUGCAGGGACAGGGCGCAUCCCCCGAGUACUUCGGCUUCAUGUACGUGGUCGCCAACACGGCCGCGUCGCUGUGGAUGGUGCCACUGGCCGUGUUGGCGGAGAAGCUUGCCGUUGGGCAGGAUGCCGAGGCAGCGGCCGAGACCAAGGCCGCCGAGGCUGAGUUUGGACGCAUCGCCAAUGAGGUCGUUGUCGCUGCCCGCCCGCCGCCGCGCUACACCGGCCUUAUUGAUGCUUGGAGCACUGUCCGGGCUGAGGAGGGACUAGGUGCGCUGUACCGCGGCUGGAUUUGGAGCGCGAUCGGACUUGCCGCCCCUGCCAUCAGCCAGGUUUUGGCCGCCGCCCAGGCCGGCCAGCGGUCGCAGAUUUAAUCAAGCACAGAUCACGCCGAUGCAUGUCCAUAUCCUGUAG